Penicillium salamii is the source of this 1860-nucleotide messenger RNA. Lineage: Eukaryota; Fungi; Ascomycota; Eurotiomycetes; Eurotiales; Aspergillaceae. The record is from the annotation of a GenBank genome assembly.
AUGGGUGAUGCGAUCCGCCCAAGCGACGAUGAAUUUGAUCAGAUACUCCGCAAGAGCCUAGGGCAGUGGUCCUCCUACCUCGAUCUUGCUAAGGAAUUCCCAUUCUUUCCUUCUGGAAGCUUCGACCCAAGGGAAACUCUUGGACCAAUACCACAUUUUCUCGGGCAGGGAAGUCUUCCACCGAAUACGUCCUAUGCAUGUGAGGAGCGAUCGCUACAAGGUGCAAACGGUUCCCUUUUCAUCAAUGGGCAGUCGAUAUGGAGGACUUCAAACGGAGAAUGUACUCUUGACCCCAGGGUACUACCCAAACAGCUACUUCUAGCUGUGCAAAACUCGAUGAAGGUCGAGUUCCCGGAAAGUCAACUUCCCUCGGAUCGGCACUGUUUAGAUGGCGGUUACUUCAACGACGAUGAAAAACAUAUCUCCGUUCUUUUCUUGGCCUGGGCUUAUAUUCUCUCUGCCCGAUGGUCGGAACUGCUCAGUCGCUCUUCUGAGCAUCCCUGCCAGGUAGAAUUCAUCCCGAAGUUUCCAAAUAACACACAGGAGGUACCUACUGGUUCAGACCGGCAAGCUACGAUCGAAGUCGAUGUGGGCGACGAAAUUGACGAAGCUGAAGCCUUUUGGUGGAACGCCAUUUUACGCUGCGAUAGUGGUUGGAACAUAAGCUCUCUUCAUCGCCACAAUGUUUAUUUAUCGCCAUGGUCUGUGUCAAUCUGCGGAAAGUCUGGUUUCUCCAUCACGGGGAAACUUUCAAUGGAGAAAGGAAAACUUCCAUCCUCGGCAACUGCACUCGAGUAUAUCUCUCGGUUCUGCAUCCGUCAUGAUUUAUACGAUCAAUGCUCAGCUUCCCUUUCUGCGGCGCUCUACAUUCCUCAGUUGCGUAACAAACCACUUGCUUUUCCUUUAUCAACCCACAAUUUGCUAUUUAACCCACCACAGAGGGGAGCAUCGAUUGCUGCGCUCAUCAAAGAGUAUAAAGAAGUGCUCCCCCAUCUAAUGACAUUGAGUUCCAACGCCUGGGGUAUACGAUCAACCCUACACAGCGCCUUUUUCAACCCGGAAAUUCCAUGUCAUCUUGUCAGCCCUUGGCUGAAUCCAGCUUUCGCGAUAAUUGACCCUAUACUAAAACAGAAUGACUUUUCUACGCUCGCAAAACUUCUCGCACUACGCAAUCCUCGACUCGGAUCACUGUGGCUUGGUGCAAUAUUGACGGGCCUUGCUGCCUCAUUCCUACGUGGUGUACGAGCGGGAUGCACUGCGAUGGAUAUCCAUGCUGCUGGAUGGACCGACACAACCCAGACCUUCUUGACCUGCAAGCUGGGAGUGAGUAAUGGUGAAUCAAUCAGCCGAGAGGAUGAAGGUCGGCUUCUUUUUAUAACAAAUUGCGACGAGUACCACUCACGCGUCCCUAUUGAACCUUGGAAGCCUUUCGGUGAGACUCCAACAUGCGACACAGAAAUUGAAGUCCGAGAACAUGUCCAAUGUGGAUCGCAUUGCCUCGAAUAUGAGGGGUGGAAUUGGCUUCUUACGGACGCAGAUCCAAUUCUAGACCUUGGAUUGGAAAAUCAUCGACCUUCCGUCGAGGAUCGCUCGGAGAAUUGUCAAGUUGACGCUUUGGCACAGUCACAUUCCUUGGACUAUGAGGUUUCCUCUCAGUUAUACUCGGAAUUGGCUACACGCGGAAUAUUCGGUUGGUUAAGAUCAACUGGCUAUUUAUUAAAUGAAAAGCCCCUGUACGAGCAUUCGUGGAUUGACCUAGAAAGCUCUGAGGAGGAACUGGAUGACAAAGAUUCUGAUAUUGCCGAGAUAAAUUGUUCCAAAAGCAAUUCCGUUGAGAAAUGGCUCGACAAUCUGGAAUAG